Molecule: messenger RNA, 2629 nt
Organism: Ceraceosorus bombacis
Lineage: Eukaryota; Fungi; Basidiomycota; Exobasidiomycetes; Ceraceosorales; Ceraceosoraceae
Source: the annotation of a GenBank genome assembly
AUGGCCGCUGCGCCUCGAACCAUCUACGAUAAGUGCUUCGACGCUCACGUAGCUCACAAGACGGAGGAUGGCACAGUCAUCCUCUACAUCGACCGCCACGUGAGUGCUUGGUGGUGGCGGUGGAGGUAGCAGCGUCAGCUGACUCGAGCCGCACAUCGAUUCCAAACAGCUGGUACACGAGGUGACGUCUCCUCAAGGUAAGUAUGCGUUGGCGUCUGCGAGAGAGGAGAGCCGCUGCUCAACGUAACAUCACCUCUCCCCUCACCGCUCUUCCCACACACACGCUCAGCAUUCGAGGGCUUGAGGAAUGCCGGUCGAAAAGUUCGUCGACCAGACUGCACCUUGGCCACCGUCGAUCACAACAUCCCCACCGUCUCGCGCAAGUCGUACAAGGACAGCAAGACGUUCGUCGAGGAAGCCGACUCUCGCACCCAAGUGGUCACGCUCGAGGACAAUGUCAAGGAGUUUGGUCUAACCUUUUUCGGUCUCUCCGACGCCAGGCAAGGCAUCGUGCACAUCAUCGGCCCAGAGCAAGGCUUCACCCUGCCUGGUGCCACCAUUGUGUGCGGGGAUUCUCACACUUCCACCCACGGUGCAUUUGGCGCCCUUGCUUUCGGCAUCGGAACAUCCGAGGUGGAACAUGUGCUCGCUACGCAGACCAUUCUGCAGAAAAAGGCAAAGAACAUGCGCGUUCAGGUCGAGGGCCAGCUGGGUCCAGGCGUCAACUCCAAGGAUAUUAUCCUACACGUCAUCGGCAUCAUUGGCACUGCGGGUGGUACGGGUGCUGUCAUCGAAUUCUGCGGCUCCACCAUCCGCAGUCUGAGCAUGGAGGCACGCAUGUCCAUCUGCAAUAUGUCCAUCGAGGCAGGCGCUAGGGCGGGCAUCAUCGCCCCCGACGACAUCACGUACGAGUACAUCAAAGGUAGACCCUUGGCUCCAAAGCAAGGUCCAGAGUGGGAUGCCGCUGUGGCUUACUGGAGGUCGCUGCCAUCCGAUGAGGGCGCUCACUACGACAUUGACGUCCAGGUCAAAGCAGCGGAUAUCCCUCCUACCGUUACUUGGGGAACCAGCCCUCAAGAUGUGGCUCCCAUCACUGGCAGCGUACCGGAUCCCAAAAAUGCCAAAAACGAGACUCAAGCUAAAGCCUGGACUCGUGCUCUCGAAUACAUGGGUCUCGAAGCAAACACUCCCCUGGACAAGAUCAAGAUCGACAAGGUGUUCAUCGGCUCUUGCACCAAUUCUCGCAUCGAGGAUCUUCGACAAGCGGCUUCCAUUCUGCACGGCAAGAAAGUGGCCGAUGGACUGUACUGCAUGCUCGUGCCCGGCUCAGGGCUGGUCAAGAAGCAAGCUGAAGCAGAAGGCCUAGACAAGAUCUUCCAAGCGGCAGGCUUCGAUUGGAGAGAAGCUGGCUGCUCGAUGUGUCUUGGCAUGAAUCCCGAUCAGCUGCAGCCCGGUGAGAGGUGCGCCUCCACUUCCAACCGCAAUUUCGAAGGCAGGCAGGGCGCUGGUGGAAGGACGCACCUGAUGAGUCCUGCGAUGGCUGCUGCGGCUGCCAUCACCGGCUACCUCACAGACGUUCGAAAGCUCACAAAUGGCACGCGCGUCGGAGAGGAUGCCUCUAAGCCGGAAUACAACGUCCAGAUCACAGACGCCAAGAGCUACUUGACCGACAAGCCCCUUCCUCCACCUGCUCCCCUCAAGAGGGUGCCCGCCGAUACGGAUGAGGAUGCCAUCAGAGAUGUGCCCGCCUCCCAGACUGCUACCGCAGGUGGUGGAAUGCAAAAGUUUACAGUCGUCAAGGGUAUUGCUGCCCCCAUCGACCGCGCAAAUGUGGACACUGACCUGAUCAUUCCCAAGCAGGUGAGUAUGAAGCGUUACCGAGAAGCGCAUUGAAUGCGGCUGAAUGUUACCCUUUCCGUCCUGUGCUCGUAUCGCAGUUCCUGAAGACGAUCAAGCGCUCGGGUUUGGGCUCCGCCUUUUUCUGGCCCGCCAGGUACGACGUCAAGACGGGCGAGCCUUUGGCCGACUUUGUGCUCAAUCAAGCGCCUUUCAACAAAGCGCAGAUUCUGGUGGCGUGGGAGAAUUGGGGUUGUGAGUGCGCAUGCUAUGCAUGAAGACGAGCUCUCGACUGACGUGUGGUCAUCUCUCCGCAAUCUCAGGCGGAUCAUCGAGAGAACACGCUGCGUGGGCCAUGCUCGACUUUGGUAUUCGGGCCGUCGUCGCGCCAAGCGUUGCCGAUAUCCACAAGACCAACCUGGCCAAAAAUGGCAUCGUGGCGGCGAUCCUGGAGCCCGAAGAGGUCAAGGAGGUGAUGGAAGCAGCAAAAGCAAAGCAGGAGGUGAUUGUGGACCUCGAACAGAACAAGGUGAUUCUUCCUGAAUCUUCCAACAAGUCUUUCGAGUUCCACGUCGACUCCUUCACGAGGCACUGCCUGCUCAAUGGACUGGACGACAUUGAUCUGACCAUGGAGAAGGAGAACUUUAUCAAGAGCUUUGAGCAGGAGAGGACCAAAGACACGCCGUGGCUCGACGGAUUCGGAUACGAAGCUACGGGAGCUGCGACAAAGCUUCAGCCCGUUGUCGAUGCUGCCAAGAGCGCCGCCAAGAAGGUGACGGGCACCGAUUGGUAG